Messenger RNA from Prunus armeniaca (apricot), 288 nucleotides. NCBI's taxonomy places the organism in Eukaryota, Viridiplantae, Streptophyta, Magnoliopsida, Rosales, Rosaceae. The record is from the annotation of a GenBank genome assembly.
AUGGUAGCCAAGAAGAUGACAAAGAAGACAGAGCAGCAGCUGGUGGGUGAGGAAGUGAUCAGAGGCAAGCCCAAGGGAGAGGCUAAUUGGUUCAAACCAAAGAAGGGUAGUGUUUUUCCUGCAAGGAGAAAGUUGGUGAAGACUAUGGCUUUUGAUACCAUAGUGAAAUGGGUGGGCUCUGUUUUCUGCCAUGGAGCCUCAGCCGCCACCACCAUGACCAAAAUCCCCUGCCUUUCACAACCCAGAAUGCCAAAUUCCAAGAAAUGCAAGCAGAUAGUUCCAUUGUGA